Phycomyces blakesleeanus NRRL 1555(-) is the source of this 204-nucleotide messenger RNA. RefSeq lists its product as hypothetical. NCBI's taxonomy places the organism in Eukaryota, Fungi, Mucoromycota, Mucoromycetes, Mucorales, Phycomycetaceae. The record is from RefSeq and is a predicted model, not a curated record. The coding region runs from base 1 to 204 and encodes 67 amino acids. The transcript has 2 exons.
AUGCAUUUCUCGUUCUUUCACCUACUCGUAUUCCCAGAGUUUGACAACACCAACUGGGACCAAAUAGAGCUAUUCCAUGCCAGCAAAAAGGUCACGAUUUGUGGUCCGGUAGAAUCAAAAUGUUGCGCUCCACCAGGAAACGUCGUCCCUCUGAUAUUACCGGUUCAUUUUAUUGGCACUGAGUUGGUCAUUGAAACCACAUAA